GUCGUGCUGGAUAGAGCCGUCACCCAACUACCUUCCACCAAGCCUUUUUGACUUCCUGAUGUAAAUGGACACUAGCACUCAUCGAUUAGCCCUUGUCUUGCGUUCGUUGCAGCCAGUGCAGUGCAGGACGAACUCGACAUGGGCACUCUCCCCUACCUCUUACUUGUCGUGCUGUCCUCUCUGUCGCUCGUCCCCCGCGCCGCCGCGUACUCGGAGUACUCGUGCAACGGUACCACGGGCAACUUCACGGCGGCCAGCGCGUUCGGCGCCAACCUGGCCCGCCUCGUCGCGGCGCUGCCCGCCAACGCCUCCUCCUCUCCGUCGCUCUUCGCCUCGGCGGCCGUCGGCGCGGCUCCGGACACGGCCUACGGCCUCGCGCUGUGCCGCGGCGACGUCACGGACGCCGGGGUCUGCUCGGCGUGCCUAGCCGACGCGUUCGGCAGGCUGCGGCGGCUCUGCGGCGCGGACAGGGACGCCACGUUCUACGCCGACCUGUGCACGGCGCGGUACUCCGGCGGGGACUUCCUGGCGCGGCCCGACGACAACUCCCCCGUGAUCAACGCGCUGGACGUGAACGGGUCGACGUACUACGGGUGGGACGCCCGGAACGCGACGAGCCGGACCCUGUUCCUGUCGCUGGUGGGCACGCUGUUCGGGGAGAUGGCCAUGUACGCCGCCUACAACUCCUCGGCCGCGCGCAUGUUCGCGAGCGCCGCCAUGUACGUCAACCCGCAGCUGCCCACGGUGUACGGGUUCGUGCAGUGCACGCCGGACCUGUCGCGGGCGCAGUGCUGGGACUGCUUCCAGGUGCUCCAGGACCAGAACCGGCGGUGGUACGACGGCCGCGAGGGCGGCCGCAUCCUCGGCGUCCGCUGCAGCUUCCGGUACGAGGCGUACCAUUUCUUCGGCGGCAUGCCGGAGGUCAGAAUCGGCCUCAAGGGCGACCCAUCUUCACCAGCUGCGGAAACGGAAAUCCAUGGUAGCAAUCACAGGGUGGUCUUAAUUGUCGCUGUCAUCGUAUCAAUCACGGCGUUCUCCGCUAUGAUGGCUGCCGGCCUUGUGAUAAUCAGAGCACGACGACGAAAAGGAGCCGAGAAGAAGAGAAAGCUGCAGCUGGAGGCGCAAUCCCGGAACAGCUCUACCACAGAGGAUGCGCUGAAGCUGUGGCGGAUCGAGGAGAGCAGCUCGGAGUUCACGCUGUACGACUUCGCCGAGCUGGCGGCCGCCACGGGCGGUUUCUCCGACGAGAAUCUGCUCGGCAGAGGCGGCUUCGGCCCCGUCUACAAGGGGAAGCUGCCGGACGGCGCCGAGAUCGCGGUGAAGCGGCUGGCGGCGCAUUCUGGACAGGGCCUGGAGGAGUUCAAGAACGAGAUCCAGCUGAUCGCCAAGCUGCAGCACACCAACCUGGUGCGGCUCGUCGGCUGCUGCGUCCAGGAGGAGGAGAAGCUGCUGGUGUACGAGUACAUGCCCAACCGCAGCCUCAACUGCUUCAUCUUCGACCAGCAGCGGGGGCCGUUGCUGGACUGGGAGAAACGGCGCCGUAUCAUCGAGGGCGUCGCGCAGGGGCUGCUCUACCUGCACAAGCACUCGCGGGUGCGCAUCAUCCACCGCGACCUCAAGGCUAGCAACAUCCUGCUGGACAAGGACCUCAACCCCAAGAUCUCCGACUUCGGCAUGGCCAGGAUCUUUGGAUCCAACAUGACGGAGGCCAACACCAACAGGGUCGUCGGGACAUAUGGCUACAUGGCUCCUGAGUAUGCUUCGGAGGGCAUCUUCUCGGUGAAGUCGGACGUGUACAGCUUCGGCGUGCUGCUGCUAGAGAUCGUCAGCGGCAAGAGGAACACUGGCCACCACAACUACGGCGACUUCGUCAACCUGCUCGGAUAUGCAUGGCAGCUGUGGAGAGACGGGAGGGUGUUCGAGCUGAUUGACCCGACGCUGGGCGAGCGCGGCGACGUGGCGACCAUCGUGCGGUGCGUCAAGGUGGCGCUGCUGUGCGUGCAGGAAAGCGCCACCGACCGGCCGACCAUGGCGGACGUCACGGCGAUGCUGGCCACCGCCGGCGACGCCGCGUCCGCCGGGCCGCUCCCGGACCCGAAGCGGCCGCCGCACUUCUCCCUCAGGGUGGCGACGACCAGCGGCAGCGACGACGACUGUGGGUCGCGGACGCGGUUCACCACGUCGUGCAGCACCAACGACCUCACCAUCACCUCCAUCCACGAGGGCAGGUGAUUUAAGCAGCGGAGGCGUCUUUUGAUGGUCGGUCGAUCGAGCUUUCGUGUGAAUGAGUUGACAAUCCGUUGGCCGUUGUCGGCUGAAGACGAGACGAGUAGUGUUAUCUUGCUUGCAUCUGUUGCUUACUUUUGAGACCGUGACAGGUCACAUGACGAUCGUUUACGUUUGGAUGGUGCUCCGCUGUGCAGAUUAAUGCUAGCAGUGUGGAAUUAUUAUUAUUGAUUAGGGACAAGUCGCCGUGCUGCUUUGAUGGCGAAAGGUUGGUGAUAUGCAUGGGCGGCAGGGUUCAUUCAAAAGGACGCCUCCUGGUUUCCUGUAGAGGGCUCUUUCAGUUCAGCUGGCCUGCACUGCACUAAACCACGACAUCUCUCAUUCCCUAUUUUUAGGGCGAGUUUGGUUGAUGAUUAAAAGAGAAUAGAGUGGUUCCAUUUUAGUUUUUUUA
Molecule: messenger RNA, 2677 nt
Organism: Zea mays
Lineage: Eukaryota; Viridiplantae; Streptophyta; Magnoliopsida; Poales; Poaceae
Product: cysteine-rich receptor-like protein kinase 19
Exons: 6
Coding region: 139-2232 (697 amino acids)
Biological process (GO): protein phosphorylation
Cellular component (GO): plasma membrane
Molecular function (GO): protein serine/threonine kinase activity; ATP binding
Source: RefSeq, a predicted model, not a curated record